This is a messenger RNA of Pediculus humanus corporis (human body louse), 1641 nucleotides long. Its product is annotated as sodium-dependent phosphate transporter, putative. NCBI's taxonomy places the organism in Eukaryota, Metazoa, Arthropoda, Insecta, Psocodea, Pediculidae. The transcript is spliced from 9 exons. Gene Ontology annotation, molecular function: transmembrane transporter activity. Gene Ontology annotation, biological process: transmembrane transport; monoatomic anion transport. Gene Ontology annotation, cellular component: plasma membrane. The record is from RefSeq and is a predicted model, not a curated record. Bases 1 to 1641 code for a protein of 546 amino acids.
AUGAAAAUAGUUGAAGUGGAAACUCUUGAAAAGUUAAGAAACAGCUUUCAAAAAAACACAAAUGUUAUCGAAAGUGCCAGAAUUGUACUCAUUUGCAUGGUAUUUAUUGGUUUUACCAUUUCUGGUAUUGUCGAACAUGGUAUAACGGUAGCUUUAUCUCCUUCUGAUCAUAUUUUCGACGUUCAAAAAACAAAAAUAUCCGUUGGAAAUGGUAGUAACGAAAGAAGAUAUUGUGAUCCACCAAAUUUAACAACGUUGGCAAUUUAUUAUGCUUAUGCAAAUGACGAAGGAGACGUUGAUGAUGAUUAUGAUUUUUCACAACUUGAAGACAUGUUUUUUAAGGCCAAUUUGACAUCGAAAGAAGAAAUGGAACUUCUUUUAAAAAAAUUUUAUUUAUGGGGAAAUUUUUUUUCUGCUAUACCGGCUAGUAGAUUAGCUGUUAACAUAGGUCCCAAAAAAGUUUUUGGCUACUCUUUAUUAGGAGCAGCUGCUUCAACCCUUCUGGUACCUGCUGCAUGGCUAUCAGUUGCACAUGGAGCUUUGAUUCCCUCAGCUCAUUCAUUGGCAGUCAAUUGGUUUCCGAGUCAUCGCCGAAGUAGUUUUGUGUCUCUUUACUCUGGAAAAUACUUGGGUUAUGCAUUAUGCGAGUUGUUUACAGUCAAGGUGGUUUAUAAUUGGGGUGCAGGUUCAAUAUAUUUUAUUACUAGCAUCCUAACAAUUAUGUGGUUUGUACCUUGGUCUAUGACAGUUUUCAACACUCCAGACAAACAUCUACAAUAUUCCAGAUGUGAAAAGUCUCCAACGACUUUAGUCUGCCGCAAACCCCUCGCUUCGGAUUUUCCUCUUAAACAUUUUCUUUGCUCGAGACCAGCUUGGAUGUCGAUAGCGGUUAUUUUCGGAGCUAUACCUUUUGUCCUUCACACGGUUUUUGCACUUAUUUGCGGAUAUCUCGUGGAUUACAUUCAAGAAACGCAUUUUGUAUCAAUCACCUCGUCAAGACGAAUGUUUGUAUAUAUUUCACACUUUAUACCCGCUGGUUUUCUCUUCGUAAUUGCGUACGUAGGUUGUGACGUAACUGCUCCAAAGUUUUUAUAUUCACUGGCAACAAUAGUUAGUGGGGCUAUUUAUUCUGGUGCAUUAUGCAGUGCAUUGGAUAUUGCUCCUAAUUAUGCAGGAACUAUUGUUGCAUUUGGUUGUACAUUUGGCUCGGCUGGAAGCAUACUUAUGUUUUAUUUAAUAAGCAGCGUUUUAAAUGGAAAGGUGGUGGGCUCGUGGAAAUUGACAUUUAGUUUAACAUCAUUCAUUUUAUUAUUUUCAUCAAUAUUUUUUAUGCUUAGAGGGAGCGGAUCAAUUCAAUUAUGGAAUAAUAUUAAAGCACUGGAUGCUGAAUCACAAUUACAGAAAAAAAGAAAUGAAAUCUCUCAACCUAGACAUUCAGUUAUAGCUCCUCUCCCUGCAAAACAAAGAACAAAAAGUAUAUACAUGGUGGAACAAAAAAUUUUAAAAGUAUUACAUGUACAGGAGCCAGAAAAAUUUACUAGGGCUAGAGCCUACAGCACCAGCUUACCUAACGAAAGAGAAAAAACCGAAAAGCCUAAUAUAUACAGGCCCAGUCAUAAUAAGAGAGCUUCAAUUUCUUAG